UGCCCAACUCAAGGAGGAGGUGUCUGUGAACCCAGCCUACCAGGCUAUGGAACUGGAGUAUGUCCUCAAGAAGGUGGGCUGCAAGGCCCUUGUGUUCCCCAAGCAAUUCAAGACCCAGCAAUACUACAACAUCCUGAAGCAGAUCUGUCCAGAAGUGGAGAAUGCCCAGCCAGGGGCCUUGAAGAGUCAGAGGCUCCCAGAUCUGACCACAGUCAUCUCGGUGGAUGCCCCUUUGCCGGGGACCCUGCUCCUGGAUGAAGUGGUGGUGGCUGGCAGCACACAGCAGCAUCUGGACCAGCUCCAGUACAACCAGCAGUUCCUGUCCUGCCAUGACCCCAUCAACAUCCAGUUCACCUCGGGGACAACAGGCAGCCCCAAGGGGGCCACCCUCUCCCACUACAACAUUGUCAACAACUCCAGCAUGUUAGGAGAGCGCCUGAAACUGCAUGAGAAGACACCAGAGCAGUUGCGGAUGAUCCUGCCCAGCCCCCUGUACCAUUGCCUGGGUUCCGUGGGAGGCACAAUGAUGUGUCUGAUGUAUGGUGCCACCCUCAUCCUGGCCUCUCCUGUCUUCAAUGGCAAGAAGGCACUGGAGGCCAUCAGCAGAGAGAGAGGCUCCUUCCUGUAUGGUACCCCCACGAUGUUCGUGGACAUUCUGAACCAGCCAGACUUCUCCAGUUAUGACAUCUCGACCAUGUGUGGAGGUGUCAUUGCUGGGUCCCCUGCACCUCCAGAGUUGAUCCGAGCCAUCAUCAACAAGAUAAAUAUGAAGGACCUGGUGGUUGCUUAUGGAACCACAGAGAACAGUCUGACAUUCGCGAACUUCCCUGAGGACACUGUGGAGCAGAAGGCAGAAAGUGUGGGCAGAGUUAUGCCUCACACGGAGGCCCGGAUCAUGAACAUGGAGGCGGGAACGCUGGCAGAGCUGAACACACCCGGGGAGCUGUGCAUCCGAGGGUACUGCGUCAUGCUGGGCUACUGGGGCGAGCCUCAGAAGACAGAGGAAGCAGUGGAUCAGGACAAGUGGUAUUGGACAGGAGAUGUCGCCACAAUGAACGAGCAGGGCUUCUGCAAGAUCGUGGGCCGCUCUAAGGAUAUGAUCAUCCGGGGUGAGAACAUCUACCCCGCAGAGCUCGAGGACUUCUUUCACACGCACCCGAAGGUGCAGGAAGUGCAGGUGGUGGGAGUGAAGGACGAUCGGAUGGGGGAAGAGAUUUGUGCCUUCAUUCGGCUGAAGGAUGGGGAGGAGACCACAGUGGAGGAGAUCAAAGCUUUCUGCAAAGGGAAGAUCUCUCACUUCAAGAUUCCGAGGUACAUCGUGUUCGUCACAAACUACCCCCUCACCAUUUCAGGAAAGAUCCAGAAAUUCAAACUUCAAGAGCAGAUGGAACGACAUCUAAAUCUGUGA
Molecule: messenger RNA, 1408 nt
Organism: Nomascus leucogenys (northern white-cheeked gibbon)
Lineage: Eukaryota; Metazoa; Chordata; Mammalia; Primates; Hylobatidae
Product: medium-chain acyl-CoA ligase ACSF2, mitochondrial-like
Biological process (GO): fatty acid metabolic process
Molecular function (GO): medium-chain fatty acid-CoA ligase activity
Source: RefSeq, a predicted model, not a curated record